ACCAGAGCUCUGCAAUUGAAGACGCUGCAUCUUCAAGUGACAUCCACCCCAGUAAAAAUUAUUGCCAUCUCCCACCGUCAUCACCAUCAUUAACCUAACAUCACUCCGCACUCAAACCAUUUACGGCCAUUGGUCACUUUCCGCAUACGGACCGCAUACGAACUGCCACGAGGGCUACACAUCGAGUUGCGACGCCCGCACGCCUGCACACGAUACACACACCAACAAUGGCCUCCUGCCGCAUCCCAGCCCUACGGCACCUAGUUACCACCUCCCAACGCGCCUUCCGCGCCUCAAACCAACGCCGCUGGGCCCAGGUCCACGACGCCCGCUUCCUCGCCACGACCCAACAACCCCGCGCCGUCGUCGAAAAGUACCGCGCCAAGCUCGAGAAAAAGGCCCAGCAGGAGGGCGUCUCCAACAUUGACGAGCUCAAGGCCGCCUACGCAGACAAGAUCCAGGAGCAGAAGAAGAAGGACGCCCUCUCCGUGCCGGGCCUCGAGAACCUCCUCAACGACGAGCCCGCCCCCGCGUCGAUACCGACGACGGCUACGACGAACGAGACGGAAGGCCAGACGCAGCAGCAGACGAAACAAACGGCCACCACCACCCCGAUCCCCGGAUCCUCCUCGGGCAACGGCGUCAAACCCCUCGACGAAAUCCUCGACCUCCCCAAGGCGCGCGAGCUGCCAGACAAGGAACUCACAGCCAUCUGGCGCCUCCGCCACGCCUCGGACCCGUCCUCCCUCUGCGCCGUCAUCCCGGCAUCAACCUACGCCCAGAUGGAAUCCCUCGCCCGCCAAAACCCGCAAUUCAUCCUCCCCGUCCCGCACGAGUCCCAGGGCGCCGAGAUACACUUCUUGCAAUGGGUCUUUGACGCCGCCUCGCGCACCGCGACCGUCAUGUUCACGCAGCUGGCCGAGUUCAAGGCGCGCGGCGAGUUUGCGCAGCCGCACACGACGAUUACGCACCACACCGACCUCGCGGCCGAGAGGGGGCUCGUGCUGAUGCAGGGCAAAUGCCUCGAGGACCGCGGGGUCAAGACGGCGCAUGCGCAGUGGCUUGUGUUGUGUCUGCAGCGCUUUUAUGGCGAGGCGGAGGGCAAGGAGAGGGCCGAGGAGAGGAGGAAGUUGUUGGAGUGGUUCCGGUUGGGGGAUGAGCGGUUUAGUGUCGAGAAGCUUAUGGAGGAGGCGGAGCGGAUUAGCUGAGUUUGAGGCUUCUUUGCUGUGUACGGUGCAGAAAGGGAGGGUAUGCCGCCUCGAGAUGGCCCUCGGGUAGGUGAAGAAGAUAGAUCGUGAGCCUACUGAGAGAAGAAGGGGGCUCUUGUACAAAUGUUCCGGCAGGACAAUGUAAACCACAGCAAAAUACACCAUAUUCUACAUAUAUCACA
Messenger RNA from Colletotrichum godetiae, 1390 nucleotides. RefSeq names its product ATP11 protein. The transcript has a single exon. Bases 228 to 1208 code for a protein of 326 amino acids. Gene Ontology annotation, cellular component: mitochondrion. Gene Ontology annotation, biological process: mitochondrial proton-transporting ATP synthase complex assembly. The record is from RefSeq and is a predicted model, not a curated record. NCBI's taxonomy places the organism in Eukaryota, Fungi, Ascomycota, Sordariomycetes, Glomerellales, Glomerellaceae.